AUGGCCUUUUGGAGCAAAAGGGCCAACGCUAAGUACAAUACUUUGAAGGACGAGUGGGGGAAGCGGGGGAUGGGGGAAGCACAGCUAAAUGCUGUGCUGUGGGGGUUCUCCCUGAACAGCUUCAGGGGGGCCUCCAAAGACUACCAUAGGAUACAGGCCGGACUCUUCCACCAGCUCAGGGGGGUUCAAUCCCAGCGGGUCAAACCCAGUAUCUUCGACGACCCCCUCACUCUCGACCUGCUGCAGAGCAUGAGGGUGGACGCCCUGUGGAGACGCCAAACUGAAUGGCCUAUCCACAUGGGGUCCGAUGGAAACUUCAUGCUCGAUAAGUCGGCUCGGUCGAGAAUUGAGGGGGACUUCGAAGUACUGGUGGACGAACCCUGGAAAACGGAGAUAUGGGAAGAGGUGGGGAGUGGGUCCCCGAGCCCGGUACGGGACCCACGGAACCGAGUACGCGAACCCGGUGACGAAGGGGAUAUUCCUCCUCCGACCCGCAGGUGUACUCGCUAA
This is a messenger RNA of Orbilia oligospora ATCC 24927, 510 nucleotides long. RefSeq lists its product as uncharacterized. The record is from RefSeq and is a predicted model, not a curated record. Bases 1 to 510 code for a protein of 169 amino acids. Lineage: Eukaryota; Fungi; Ascomycota; Orbiliomycetes; Orbiliales; Orbiliaceae. The transcript has a single exon.